This is a messenger RNA of Siniperca chuatsi (mandarin fish), 1191 nucleotides long. It is a transcript of the gene med18, whose product is annotated as mediator of RNA polymerase II transcription, subunit 18 homolog (yeast). Gene Ontology annotation, biological process: regulation of transcription by RNA polymerase II; termination of RNA polymerase II transcription. Gene Ontology annotation, cellular component: mediator complex; core mediator complex. The coding region runs from base 442 to 1071 and encodes 209 amino acids. The transcript is spliced from 3 exons. Lineage: Eukaryota; Metazoa; Chordata; Actinopteri; Centrarchiformes; Sinipercidae. Gene Ontology annotation, molecular function: transcription coregulator activity. The record is from RefSeq and is a predicted model, not a curated record.
CACCUUUCCUCAGCAUUUAGAUAAUUCGAACAGCUCUUAUCAUGGCUGCCACUUAGCUACUUCCGGGUCAUUUCACUCAGUUAGGAACCUUCUUAAACUGUUCGGCCGCAAACCCCGCUCUUUUCAUUCAUUCAUGAUUAUUAACCGAGCAGUUUGGCAUUGUUUUGUUGCAAUCGGCUCUUUGUUUUCGCAGAUAGAGAUUUUUGUCGUCCCAUUCAAGUAAUUUAACGUUGAAAUGCUUAGCACGGUAACACAGUUUACAUUGUAGCUAACUGAUGAUAUCUAAUUUAGCUAGUUAGCUACAAGCGGUGUGUCUAUUGAACAAACCGGUGAGGCCUACCUGAUCCUCAGUCUUUAACGUUACUGUGGAGGCUCUACCGAAGACGAACAAACCAACAUUUACCCGGUUUGCCUCAAUUCAAAUACAACGCCUGCGAAAAGAUGGAAGCUCCUCCUGUUACAGUCAUGCCUGUCACCGGUGGCACAAUCAAUAUGAUGGAAUACCUGCUGCAAGGUAGUGUGUUAGACCAGGCUCUGGAAAGCCUCUUGCAUCGCCUUCGAGGUCUGUGUGACAACAUGGAACCUGAGACUUUUACAGAUCAUGAACUGGUUUAUCUUCUGAAAGGCCAACAAGGAAACCCUUUCAUUCUGCGUGCCCGGCGCUCCCUCUCCCACCCCACAUCUCCAUGGCACCUACGCUACCUAGGCCAACCUGAAGUGGGAGACAAGAGCCGCCAUGCUCUGGUGCGCAACUGUGUUGAUGUGGCUGCCUCUCACAGCCUGCCGGAGUUCCUCAAUGAGAUGGGCUUUCGCAUGGACCACGAGUUUGUGGCCAACGGGCACAUUUUCCGCAAAGGCGCUAUGAAAAUUGUGGUUAGCAAGCUGUCACGCAUCCUGGUACCGGGGAACACAGAGAACACAGAGCGUCUAUCACUUUCAUACCUGGUGGAGCUGAGUGUGUUGGCUCCCGCUGGCCAGGACACUGUGUCAGAGGACAUGCGCAGCUUUGCUGAGCAACUCAAACCCUUGGUUCACCUGGAGAAGAUUGACCCCAGUAAACAGAGACAUUGAAUCAUUUAGAGAGUCAAGUCAUCUCUGACUACUAUGGACAAUUUAGAUCUCCUAUUUUUCUUUUUUUUUAUGAUAUUUACAUUUUACCUAAAAUUAAAUACAGUGCAACUUUGACUUACA